Messenger RNA from Symbiodinium pilosum, 981 nucleotides. NCBI's taxonomy places the organism in Eukaryota, Dinophyceae, Suessiales, Symbiodiniaceae. The record is from the annotation of a GenBank genome assembly.
AUGCACUCUUCGAAGGCCAACUUGACGAAGGAAGAAGGCCUCUACGCCGAUCUUCAGAAGCGAGUGCAGAAGGAGAUCGCACGGCUCACGGACCAGCAAUUGGCCGCGGACAAGCGUUUGAGGGAACUCCAGGCAGCUAAAGACAAGAAGCAGGAGCAGGUGGACAAGCUACGAGAGGACGCUGUCGAGCGCGGAAGCAUUGCCAGGAAUGCUUCUGAGGAGGCGGACGUUGUGCAAGCUAAUUUGGCGGAGGCGGAGGGCCUGGUGAACAAGCACCGGCGCCUAGCCGAGGCAUCCGAGAAGGCCUUCCUGCAGGCCAAAAUGGAUGUCGACCACGCUGAGAGGCAGUGCUUGGACUCUGAGCACGAGGUGGCUGAGAAGAACGAGCUGAAGCUACGUGUACUGGCGGCGCGCAAUGCCUUGCAGAAUUUCUACGACAGCAUGGACAACCUCUCGCGAUCGCUUGAGCCGAAAAUUGUGGACCCUGAAGUCAAGGCCUACGAACUUCUGCGCAAGGACCCUCUUGCUGUCGGAGCCAUGCAAAGCUACAAUGAUGUGACCAGCAGCUUCAGGCGGCUCUUCGUCAAGUCCAAGGAGACCUACUCCAUUGUGGUUGGAAGCAUCCCAGAAAUUCAGAGCAAUGCUGAGGCGGCGCUUCGACUGCUUUGCGAUCCGUUUGAACUUCUCGAAGAGGAAGCCCGGCGCACGGGCAACUUCAACCUCUUCGACGAGAAGUGCGGAACGGGGCUAUGGGUGGACCUGAAGAUGGAGAGGUCCUCCUUCCCCAAUUUGGAGGAUGCAGAUGCGGAACCGGAGAGGGAGGAGUCGAUAGAAGCCAUGCACGAGGAGGACGAUGAGGGCUCUGAGCGGCCAGGCGAAGAGCCGGCAAUGCCCAGCGCGGGUUUGCCACCUCCGCCCCUGAAUCGCAUGCCUUCCAAGACCACGCCAGCUCCCGGCGACGAGCAUGCCUUGUCCCACUGA